Trichoderma virens Gv29-8 is the source of this 4457-nucleotide messenger RNA. Its product is annotated as Ca2+ transporter. Gene Ontology annotation, cellular component: membrane; endomembrane system. Bases 507 to 3860 code for a protein of 1117 amino acids. Gene Ontology annotation, biological process: calcium ion transmembrane transport; intracellular calcium ion homeostasis. The record is from RefSeq and is a predicted model, not a curated record. NCBI's taxonomy places the organism in Eukaryota, Fungi, Ascomycota, Sordariomycetes, Hypocreales, Hypocreaceae. Gene Ontology annotation, molecular function: calcium:proton antiporter activity. The transcript is spliced from 3 exons.
UUUGUAAGUCUGGAUUCGCUAGAGUCUGGAGAUACCCGAGCGAGUGCCUCAGCCAUUUUUUAGAGUUCCAUAGGUUCGCUCGACGGCUGGCAGGAGGCCCGACUUCAUUCAGCUCAGCUCUUGCUCUUGCUUAGUUUCCCCCUCUCUCCUCACCUCUUCUCUCUUCUACCUAUUAAACAUCGCCACCAUCAACAGCUUCUUCUCGUUUUCAUAUUUCCUCUCCCUUUUCUUCUCAUGCCGUGAUGCCACAUAAUCCAAACCGUCAUCGUCGACUCUCGCACACACUCCCUGAUCCCGUGUUCAGAGCCCCUCCACACUGCUAGAGCUCACUAGCCCGAUCUAUCUAAAAGCCGCCGUUGGACAGGGAUACCUUCGAAACGUCGUUAUCUCAGCCCUUUUUUUUUUAUUAGACCUGCCGAGUCCUCGUUCAGCAGGCCUGCGAGGUUCAUCUUCACCUUUGUCGCGGCACCGUCGCCGCUUCGAUCUCGACUUCGAUCUCGGCUGCCAUGGAUCCGUCGCAGCAGGACAACGCGCCGUCAGCGCAUCGCGGCAGCGUUUCCUCGGGCAUGAUGUCACCGACGGACACUCGAGCCAAUCCCCUGUCUAGGCAAACGUCCAUCGUCGACGACAACACUCAGUCGACAGACACCGUACGGCGGCGACCCGAGGGAUAUGGCACCAUCCAGGGGUCCCCGAGCAUGAGAAGCAGCCAGACACUGGGCGAGUCAUCCGUCGACCGCCCGCAGGCAGCGCGAAGCAGUCAGGCCGGCCGCUCCACGUCUGCUGCAGGUCCCGAGAGGAGUCAGUCCUAUUCUCGCCUACGGAAGCCGCCGCUGUCACGGCGCACAUCGGCCAAUACACCGCACAAGGGAGAAGUCUUCUCUGUAGACGACGACACGCACGAGGUCCAGGCAGACGCUGCCGAACGCCGCGCGGGCCUAUCGACGCGCCGACGCCCACCACCUCCAUCGGGGCUCGCCCGUAUACAGUCGUUCCGUAGCAGCGAGGACGACGAAGAAGCCGAACGAGACGAUGAGGCCAGCGAGGCUGAGGAGGAGCACGGUGAGCAGGAGGAGGAGCUGCCGCUGGAAGAGCACGUCGACUGCGACUCCGACGGCGAAAUCAGCGAGGCUGAAAGCUUCACGCUCAAAGACAGGCAGCAGGCCAUCAACCAGACGCACCCGUUUGGUAUUCGCGUUUGGAAGCCUGCAUUGUACAAGAAGGACAGAUCUAUUCAAAAGUUCGCCCAGGCAGAUAUUCACUCUACACCCGGCGGCAGGGUAAGCAACUGGCUGCUCCUCUUCAACCUGGUGUGGACCAUCUUCUUUGGCUGGUGGAUAGCCUGCUUUGCCGCCUUUGGCGCAAUCAUCUGCCUUUUAUUUGCUGCUGCGCCCAGCGGGAGAGAGUAUGGAAGAGUCUUAUGGGGCCUGGCGGGCUACCUGUUCUACCCAUUUGGCAAGUUUAUUCGACUCGAGAAGGAUGAGGCCUACUUGGACGAGGAUCAGGAUGAGGGCAGAAGCAUCUCCGAGUACGAGCAGUGGCAGAACGGCGAUCUCGAGUACGGCCGGCUAUUCUUUGGACCCGAUCGACACCGUUCCAUCAUCGGCCGCUCCAGGAGGAGCAUCGACUCGGAGCCCAGCGAGACGGAGAGCUUGCUGGGACGGGGGCGUCGCGGCGAGCCUGGUGAUUUGCACCCCCGGAUGAAGCGAAGGCUCUUUGGCCGCGGCGAGUGGAAUAUUGGCCGCAUCAUCUUCUUCGUCUUCUUCUACUGCCUCAUCUCGCCCUCGUUAAUCAUUGUGUCUGGCAUUUGCUGGUUCCUCGUCUUCUGGAUCCCCAUGGGAAAGGUCACCAUGCUACUCUUUGACCACCUCAGGCGGCACCCUCUCGCCCUGUCGUUUGAAUCCCAUAUCAGCUACGCGCGAGUCGACGACGCCCCAGACUCGUCCAUCUUGGUCUGCACCUAUCGAGCAGUCGGCUCAAAGUACUGGAAAUACACCAUUGACGGCACAAACAUCUUCUUGAUCAACCUCAUGGUCGUCGUCGUGUUUGUCAUUGCAGACUGGGCCAUCCUGGACCGAAUCCUACACGUAGAGAUUCUCCUCACAUCGCCCGCCUUCUUGUUUGUUGCGGGCUUACUCUCCAUCAUCCCGCUGGCAUACUUCAUCGGCCAGGCCGUGGCAUCCAUCUCAGCUCAGUCCUCCAUGGGCCUGGGCGCUGCCAUCAACGCCUUCUUUGCCACCGUUGUCGAAGUCUUCCUCUACUGCGUUGCGCUAAGCCAGGGCAAAGGCCAGCUCGUCGAGGGGAGCAUCGUGGGAAGCAUAUUUGCCGGUAUCCUGUUCUUGCCAGGCAUUUCCAUGUGCUUCGGCGCCCUGAAGCGAAAGACACAGCGAUUCAACGCCAAGUCGGCCGGCGUGACGUCCACAAUGCUGCUCUUUGCCGUUGUUGGCGCUUUUGGCCCAACGCUAUUCUAUCAAAUCUACGGUACCCAUGAGCUCAACUGCAUGGACUGCGAAGACUACGGCAAUGGCGGCCUCAACGGGGGUGCCGCACGCGAUUGCCGCCGGUGCUACUUCUCGCAGGCGCCGGCCCUUGACGACCGGUUCUAUAUCGAGGCCGUGCGGCCAUACUGUUAUUUUGCCGCCUUUAUGCUCUUCUUCGCAUACCUCGUCGGCCUAUGGUUCACCUUGCGCACCCACGCCGCCGUCAUCUGGAACGCCGAGGUGGAGGAGAAGAAACACGAGGAGUCGAUGCACGCGUCGACCACGCUUCGAGCACCGCACCAGCCAUCAACGGCCGAAGCCACCGGGUCCGACAAUAUACGCGAGACGCAUCUCUACAAGCGCAUUCUAGGCCAGUCUCUCAAGCAGGUCGGCCUACCGGACAGCUCCCGCCCGAGCUCCACGGCUGCCCAGGAUGCCGGUGGUGCCAACGGAUUGAACAGCACCCCUCACGUGGUGCCGCCCAGGGGUGGUACUGAUGAGGAGCAGCCUUUGCGCCCAACGAUCAAGGUUCCCGCCCUGAGCCAGGUGGACAACAACCUGGUACGAGAGGUUGCCGAGAUCGCUGCCACAGCCGCCACGAUUGCCUCCCGCGACCGAUAUACGAGUGCACACAAGCCGUCCAACAACGCCGGCCCAGCAACUCCGCGGCCGCACGGCGCCAGCCGAGCCAGCCACCACCCCGAUGUCGAGGAAGACGUCGCUACUGCGGGAGCUGCAACUGCUCACGCAGGGGGCCACGGCCACGACGCGCCCAACUGGAGCCGCACCAAGAGCACCGUGAUACUGCUGGGCGCCACCAUCCUGUACGCCAUUAUUGCCGAGAUUCUGGUCGACACUGUCGACGUCGUGCUCGAGAGCUUUUCCAUUGACCAAAAGUUUCUCGGGCUGACCCUCUUUGCCCUAGUCCCCAAUACUACCGAGUUCUUGAACGCCAUUUCGUUUGCCAUGAACGGAAACAUUGCACUAUCGAUGGAGAUUGGCUCCGCCUACGCCCUCCAGGUGUGCCUACUGCAAAUCCCGUGCCUCGUGCUCUUCUCCGCCGUGUUCCCAAACAUCCCUGCCGGGGGUGAUGCCGCCAUGUAUACCUUUUCGCUGCUGUUCCCGCAAUGGGACCUGGUGACGGUCAUCCUGUGUGUGUUUUUGCUCAGCUACGUGUACGGCGAGGGCAAGAGCAACUACUUCAAGGGCAGCAUCCUCAUGCUGACAUACCUUGUCGUGGUGAUUGGAUACUACUUCAGCGGCUACACCGAGGCGGCCAUGGGCUUGCAGCGGUUUGACGUGAUGGGGGCCGAUGGGAAGUAUCAGUCCUUCAAGACCAUUGGCAGGUCAGCAAGCGGGAGGGCGUUUCAAGUGAUUUGAGCGGCGUAAAGCCGACAGUGUGGAGAGCUGCAGCGAAGCAGCAUCUUCAUCUUGUUACUACUAUUACGAGUACUAGUUCGAUAAAUGUCCGCAAAGGUCCGAACAAGCUGCAUUCGUCGGUGACCUUUUUCGUCUGUUGUUUUGCUGUCUGUUGUUUUUUCCCCUCCGGCUUACUGUACUUGGGGGAGUGGGUGCUAUAUCUUGCAGUGUGGGUAUCUGCAUGCAUUUUUUCUUUCUGUGUCUGACUCUCCCCCUCUCUUCCUUAUUAUAUGCUUCCUCUUUCUUUCUUCGGAGGGGCAAUCUGCCAGGGGUCUUGUCUUGUUCCGCAGAGCCGGCAUGUGUGUUUUGAGCGGAUCGGGUAUUUUGCUGUGUGCUUUCUCGUUUGUCCUCUUUCCAUAUUUAGGUAUGGCAUGACUAGUUUCGAAAUCGUCUCACGGGGAUGGCAGGCUGCAUGGCAGUUUGCAUGUAUUUGUGUACUUUUUCCUCUUGUCUCUUUUGCUCUUUUCCUGUGUCCUGCUUCUCUUUGCUUGGCUUUGAAGGACAUGAAAGUCGACCAAAGUGUAUUUCAAAGAAAUGAAAAGUCUCAUAUGUACCUUU